CGAAAACAGAAGAAAUGUAAAAUGACGUUGACAUUAGUGUGACACUUGACGUUGACAGAUAAUACGUCAUACAUAAUUUUAGCAUCUUGCUUUGAUUAAAAACAAAUUGAAAAGAUUCAAGACUUGAAAUAAUGCGUUAAAUUUAACUUCGUGCACUAAUAGCAGAAGGAAAGAUGCCUCCUACGAUCCAACAGAAUAAUCAGAACGCCGCAAAUGGGGUGGAAAAAAGACAAGUAAAGACCGUCGAGAAAAGGUCCGAUUUAUUAUGUAAAGUAAAAUAUUGCAACACACUGCCCGAUAUACCGUUCGAUUUGAAGUUUAUAACGUACCCUUUCGAAUCAAUUAGAUUCAUCCAGUAUAAUCCCACAUCCUUGGAGCGUAAUUACAAAUACGAAGUAUUAACUGAACACGACUUAGGCGUAAGCAUAGACCUUAUUAACAAAGAUAUAUACGCAAUCGGAGCGGGCGCCUCCUUGGAUCCGGCCGAUGAGAAACUCCUAGAAGAAGAUAUCCUCACCCCGCAAGACUCCAAGAGGUCCCGUCACCAUGCCAAGUCCGUCUCGUGGCUUCGACGAACCGAAUACAUCUCCACGGAACAGACCAGAUUCCAGCCCCAAACCAUGGACAAAGUCGAAGCUAAAGUGGGCUACAGCAUCAAGAAAUCCCUGAACAACGAGACCCUUUACAUGGACAGAGAUUCGCAGAUCAAGGCCAUCGAGAAAACGUUCGAAGACACCAAGACGAUCAUCGAUAAGCAUUACAGCAAGCCCAACGUGGUCCCCGUGGACGUCCUGCCGGUUUAUCCAGAUUUCAGUUUGUGGAAAUAUCCUUGUGCGCAGGUUAUCUUCGAUUCCGAUCCGGCUCCAGUGGGCAAACAAGUACCCGCUCAAAUCGAGGAGAUGUCUCAAGCUAUGAUCAGAGGUGUAAUGGACGAAAGUGGUGAGCAAUUCGUGGCCUACUUCCUUCCCACCGAGGAAACACUCCAGAAACGCAGGGAAGACGUCGCGAACCAAGUCCAAUACCAAGACGAAGAGGAAUACGAAUACAAAAUGGCCAGAGAGUACAAUUGGAACGUUAAAAGCAAGGCGAGCAAAGGCUACGAGGAGAAUUAUUUCUUUGUUGUACGAUCGAGUGGUAUUUAUUACAACGAAUUAGAAACCCGGGUUAGAUUGAGCAAGCGAAGGCAGAAAGUAGGCCAACCCCCGAGCAAUACGAGGCUCAUCGUUAAACAUAGGCCUAUGGAUGCGAACGAAUUCAGAAUGCAACGGUACAGAGAAAAGCAGCUGGAGCCUACAGGCGAGGAUGACGAAGAGAUGGAAAUGGACGAGCCUCAAGACGAGGAAAACGUGCUCGAGCCGGAUAACGAAAGUCGCGACAAAGAAACCGAGAGCGACAACGAGAAGAAACGAUCCAGAGCUUCCUCAGUGUCUUCCCAAAGGAGAUCGAGAUCCAGGUCGCAUUCGUCGGCUAAAUCAAAUUCCAGGUCGAGUUCAAGGUCGUUGUCGAAGUCCAGGUCUCGUUCGAGAUCGAAGUCGUCGUCGAGGUCUCGGUCCAGGACGCCGUCGAAGUCUCCCACUAGGUCUAGGUCCGCGUCAAAGUCCCCUUCUAGGUCUAGAUCGCCGUCGAGCGCCAGAUCCAAGUCGGCUUCCAGUUCUGGCUCGAAUUCCGAAAGCGAGUGAUUUAUUUCUCGUAUGAAUUGUUAAAGUUUGCAUUAAAUAAACUAGUUUUUUAUCUUCGA
This is a messenger RNA of Phyllotreta striolata, 1738 nucleotides long. Lineage: Eukaryota; Metazoa; Arthropoda; Insecta; Coleoptera; Chrysomelidae. The record is from the annotation of a GenBank genome assembly.